AAUCGAUAUUUCUACGGUGGAGAGCUAAGGACAGGAUGUCAGGGUCGAGAUUCAGUGCUAGCUCCCUAUACAAUUCUCAACUAUGCAUAUCCAGAAACUUCAGAAAGGGGUUCUCUGAGUAAUGCAGGAGAAUGCCAGCUUGCUGUUGAAGUUGCUGAAACUGUGCAGCAACUUACCAGAGCUAAUCCUGUAUCUAUUGGUAUCAUCACGUUCUACAACAAGCAGAAGGCAAAUAUAUCGCUAGAGAUUCAAACCAGACGAAUACAUGGUGUAGAUGUGAAUACAGUAGAUGGAUAUCAAGGUUCUGAACGGGAUGUUAUCAUUAUAUCAUGUGUGAGAUCAGGUGGAGAGAGUAUUGGAUUUCUCAGUGACAAAGAGAGAGUCAACGUAGCCUUGACACGUGCUAAGCAGGCGCUCAUACUCAUUGGAGAUCUUGACACAUUAAAGAAGAAUGAGAUGUGGGGUGGGAUGAUUUCUAAUGGAAGAUCAAGGAGGGUUGUUUACAACUUGGACCAGAACCCUAAACCCAGCCUUCAGGACAUUCUUAAAUCUGGCAGAUAAAUUUAGAAUGUUGGAAAGUGAUAUUUAUUUUCAUAUCCCCCCCCCCCCCAUUUAACAUCGCUCAAAUGGUUUGUAUUUGUGUUCCACAACUGUUUAUUUUUUAACAUCACUACUGAAAAUCUACUUUUUAUUUUGAUAUUUACAAUAAAAGAAAGAUAAGGAUGUUAAUUCCCUUUAACUAAUAUGUGAUUUUUUUGCGCUGUGAACUAGGCCAGGUUGAUUUAUUUUUUGAUAUAGUUUCACGUAACCAUGUACAUUGUACACUUAAAGUGAUAAAUAAACAUAACUUUUAAGGUCAA
Eurytemora carolleeae is the source of this 860-nucleotide messenger RNA. RefSeq names its product putative regulator of nonsense transcripts 1. Gene Ontology annotation, biological process: termination of RNA polymerase II transcription. Gene Ontology annotation, molecular function: transcription termination site sequence-specific DNA binding. The record is from RefSeq and is a predicted model, not a curated record. Lineage: Eukaryota; Metazoa; Arthropoda; Copepoda; Calanoida; Temoridae. Gene Ontology annotation, cellular component: nuclear body. The annotation marks the transcript as partial. The transcript is spliced from 7 exons.